AACUCAAAAACCAAUACCAAACCCCACAAAGACACUCACACUACACAAUACUAAACAUAAACAUAAACAUAAACAUAAACAUAGUAUCUAAAUUUUUGUUUGUGUCUUAAUCUGGUCAUACUUAUUCCCUCUUACUUUCUCUUUGUUCCUUUACUCUCUUUGGGGCCACUCAAGGGGACAAUAGAGUGCAAAGGGUAUUUGGCCCUGCUUUAUCUGAGAAAGCAAGAGUGCAAGAGAAGAAAAGGGUUUGAUGUGUGUGUGUGUGUGAGUUGGGAAGAAAAUGGCGGAGGAGGAGCUAGAAAGAAGAAGCAACUUCCUUAAAGGGUUGAUACAGAAGAAGAAAGCCAUAGAACAACAAGAGCAGCAUGAUCAUCUACAACACAAUAACGUUCGUGUCAGAGCUUCUGACAUGCCUCUCCCUCUUCAGAAUGCUGCCUUUCGUUGUGCACGUCAUCUUCUCGAUUCAAUGCCACCGAAGAAGCUUGAUAGCAAACGCCUAGCCCUCGCACUUAAGAAGGAAUUUGAUUCUUCGUAUGGUCCAGCAUGGCACUGCAUUGUGGGCACUAGUUUUGGGUCCUAUGUUACUCACUCUGUUGGUGGUUUCUUGUAUUUUUCGAUCGACAAAGUUUAUAUCCUUCUCUUCAAGACCGCAGUUGAACCAUUAGACCAUUCAUAACUUCGACAUGCAAAACUCCUUGCAAACUUCAAAUAAUUUAGUAUUCUAAACCAACUGAUUGAAAUUGCAAAUUGUAAAAUUUAAAGACAUUUAUAUUCUAUUUAUAUUCUGUGAAGUAUUUGAUGCACUUCAGUUUGGAAUGAGAGAGCAUUCCAGUGUCGAAUUUGUUGUGAAAAGUGAAAGGAUACUCUUCUUCAGCUCAGAAAUAGACAACUUUACACAA
This is a messenger RNA of Vigna unguiculata (cowpea), 899 nucleotides long. RefSeq names its product dynein light chain 1, cytoplasmic-like. Gene Ontology annotation, biological process: microtubule-based process. Gene Ontology annotation, cellular component: cytoplasmic dynein complex. Gene Ontology annotation, molecular function: dynein intermediate chain binding. The record is from RefSeq and is a predicted model, not a curated record. Lineage: Eukaryota; Viridiplantae; Streptophyta; Magnoliopsida; Fabales; Fabaceae.